CAAGACUGCCUGACCGAGGAGCCUCACUCUUUGACUGCACGCUACGAUCUAUGGUUUUCCCCUACAUGCCAUUUCCUAGCACGCAUGCACCGGGCAAAGGCAGGUGCCAAGUUUUCGAAUGGCCCUUUCUGCAGCUGCUGAGGAAGUAUUCCCGCGCUACUGGGCCAUGUCGGCCCCUUCACCCCACCCUUUACCGAUAUCCGAUGGCUCCGGUACCCUCUUCCUACCCAAUGCCGCGAGCGCAUCGUGGCUCAGAAGCUUUGCCUGUGUGAUUUCGGUGCAACACCAUGCCACUUUGGCUGAGCACUUUUCUAACCCCGGAGUGUUCCGAUCCCACAGCGCAAGUUCAGGCUUUCAAACGUGCUGCACUUGAUGAGCCCGCUUUCAAGCUGACAUGGAGUUGGCGAGCAAACGCCUUGUUAUGGAAGAUCCGAAUAGGCAU
This is a messenger RNA of Baudoinia panamericana UAMH 10762, 442 nucleotides long. RefSeq lists its product as uncharacterized. NCBI's taxonomy places the organism in Eukaryota, Fungi, Ascomycota, Dothideomycetes, Mycosphaerellales, Teratosphaeriaceae. The transcript is spliced from 2 exons. The record is from RefSeq and is a predicted model, not a curated record. Bases 119 to 373 code for a protein of 84 amino acids.